This is a messenger RNA of Rosa rugosa (rugosa rose), 3492 nucleotides long. RefSeq names its product probable leucine-rich repeat receptor-like protein kinase At1g35710. NCBI's taxonomy places the organism in Eukaryota, Viridiplantae, Streptophyta, Magnoliopsida, Rosales, Rosaceae. The transcript has 5 exons. Bases 1 to 3492 code for a protein of 1163 amino acids. Gene Ontology annotation, molecular function: ATP binding; receptor serine/threonine kinase binding; protein kinase activity. Gene Ontology annotation, biological process: protein phosphorylation. The record is from RefSeq and is a predicted model, not a curated record.
AUGAGAUCUUAUUAUUGCCUUAUUUUCUUGUAUGUUCACCUACUUUCAUCACAAAACUAUUUUGCUUUUGCUUCAUCCAGUUCACCUACUGAAGCGCAAGCCCUUCUGAAAUGGAAAGCUAGCUUACAAAAUCAAACCCAGCUUAUCAACUCAUGGAUGUACCUUCCCAGUACAAAUAAUGCAAUCAAUACUUCCAGCAAUCCCAAAGCAAUUGCAAACCCAUGCAUUUGGACGGGUAUCUCGUGCAAUGCUGCUGGAAGUGUCAACAGGAUAAACCUUACCAAUUCUGGUAUACAAGGUACGCUACAUGAAUUCUCAUUCUUGUCAUUCCCUAAUCUUGUGUAUCUAAACCUCAGCUCAAAUAAACUUUUCGAUGUCAUACCACCUGGAAUUAGUUCCCUUUCCAAACUCAUUUAUCUUGAUCUAUCUGUCAAUCAAUUUUCUGGAAAAAUCCCCCCAGAAAUUGGUCUUCUAAGAAGUCUCACAUUUCUCUAUCUCUAUGAAAAUAAUCUUUCUGGCACUAUUCCUAUGGAGAUAGGAAACCUGAAAUCAUUGGUGAAUCUAACCUUGAACACCAAUCAACUGAGUGGUUCAAUUCCGACAACACUGGGGGAUCUAACCAACCUUACCACUCUCUAUCUCCAUACAAAUAAUCUUUCUGGCCCUAUUCCUAUGGAGAUAGGAAACUUGAAAUCAUUGGUGGAUCUAGAGUUGAGCACCAAUCAACUCAGUGGUUCAAUUCCGACAACACUGGGGGAUCUGACCAACCUUAUCACUCUCGAUCUCUAUACAAAUAAUCUUUCUGGCCCUAUUCCUAUGGAGAUAGGAAACCUGAAAUCAUUGGUGGAUCUAGACUUAGCCAUCAAUCAACUGAGUGGUUCAAUUCCGACAACACUGGGGGAUCUGACGAACCUUACCAUUCUCUCCCUCUUUUCAAAUAAUCUUUCCGGCACUAUUCCUAUGGAGAUAGGAAACCUGAAAUCAUUGGUGGAUCUAGAGUUGAGCACCAAUCAACUCAGUGGUUCAAUUCCGACAACACUGGGGGAUCUGACCAACCUUAUCACUCUCGAUCUCUAUACAAAUAAUCUUUCUGGCCCUAUUCCUAUGGAGAUAGGAAACCUGAAAUCAUUGGUGGAUCUAGACUUAGCCAUCAAUCAACUGAGUGGUUCAAUUCCGACAAGACUGGGGGAUCUGACGAACCUUACCAUUCUCUCCCUCUUUUCAAAUAAUCUUUCCGGCACUAUUCCUAUGGAGAUAGGAAAUAUCCAGAAGUUGAUAAAAUUACACUUGAAUGCAAACCAAUUUUCGGGUUAUUUGCCACAUAACAUUUGCCGAGCUGGAUCUCUCAGAUACUUUUCAGCAUUCUCCAAUCAUCUGAGUGGUCCAAUCCCUAAAUUCUUGAAAACCUGCACUAGCUUAUUCAGAGUCCGUCUUGAAGGGAACCAAUUCACAGGCAAUAUAUCUGAAGUCUUUGGUGUUUAUCCAAGUCUCAAUUUUAUAGAUUUGAGCAAUAAUCAACUUUAUGGUGAAAUCUCACCAAAUUGGGGAUUGUGCCAAAAUUUAACAACCCUGCGAAUAGCUGCAAACAAACUUACUGGUUCUAUACCGGCUGAGAUUGGAAACGCAACCCAAAUUCAUGAGCUGGAUCUUUCUUCAAAUGGUUUAGUCGGGACGAUUCCAAAGGAGUUUGGGGUAUUAACUUCAAUGGUGAAGCUGAUGUUGGACGACAAUCAACUUUCAGGUCGUAUUCCUUUAGAGUUUAAAUCAUUGACUGAUCUAGAAUAUCUUGAUCUAUCAGCAAACAAAUUCAAUGAUUCAAUUCCAAGUUUUGUAGGUGACUUUCACAAGUUAUAUUACUUGAAUUUGAGCAACAACAAGUUCAGUCAAGUAAUUCCAUUUCAGUUAGGGAAGUUAAUUCAGCUGUCCCAACUAGAUUUGAGUUUUAACGUAGUUGAAGGUCGGAUACCAUCCGAUAUUAGUAAUAUGCAGAGUCUGGAGAUACUUAAUAUAUCCCACAACAAUCUUUCUGGUUUCAUUCCAGCAAGUUUUGAAGACAUGCACGGGUUGUCGUAUGUAGACAUAUCCUACAAUGACUUGGAAGGUCCACUUCCCAACAUCAAAGCAUUUCAAGCUGCUCCUCGAGAAGCAUUACAAGGGAACAAGGGCUUGUGUGGCAACUCAAGUUUUUUGCAACCCUGCAAUAAAAAAAGCCCAAAAAAGGACCAUAAACUCGUCUUUCUAAUAAUCUUCCCUAUUCUUGGAGCAUUUUCGCUUCUAGCCUUUAUAUUUGCAUUGGAAGCAAAAUGGAAAAAGAAGAAUCAACAUGGAGAAAAAACCAACAAGAAUGAAGAAAUUUCUUUUUCAAUAUUAAAGUUUGAUGGAAAGACGAUGUUUGAGGAAAUCGUAAGGGCAACAGAAGAUUUUGAUCCCAUUUAUUGUAUAGGGCACGGAGAACAGGGAAGUGUCUACAAAGCAACUUUGUCAUCCACUUACACAGUAGCCGUGAAGAAACUCCAUUUGCCAAGCGAUGAUGACAAGAAUCUUCAGAAGGCAUUCUUAAAUGAAAUUAGGGCACUAACUGAGAUGCAUCACCGAAAUAUUGUGAAGCUUUAUGGUUUCUGUUCACAUAGGCUGCACUCAUUUUUGGUGUAUGAUUAUCUGAAAAAGGGUAGUUUAGCAACAAUGUUGAGCAAAGAUGAGGAAGCUAAAGAACUGGGGUGGAGUAAAAGAGAGAAUAUAGUUAAAGGUGUAGCUCAUGCCUUGUGUUACAUGAUGAUGAGUAUGAGUAUGAAUAUUUUGCUAGAUGAUGAGUAUGAGUCCUGUGUGUCGGACUUUGGCACUGCUAAGUUCUUAAACCCAGACUCAGCUAAUUGGACUGCCCUUGCAGGCACAUAUGGAUAUAUUGCACCAGAGCUUGCUUAUACGAUGGAAGUAAAUGAGAAGUGUGAUGUUUAUAGCUUUGGAGUGGUGACAUUGGAGACAGUUAUGGGAAGACAUCCUGGAGAUCUGCUCUCAUCUCUAUCUUCGGGGGCAUUACCAGCCCAUCAAAUGCCAGUUGUGGAUGUUUUGGACCAACGCAUUUCCCCUCCUACAGGUGAAGUUGCAGGAGAAGUUGUCUCUGUUUUGAAGGUUCCAAUGGCGUAUUUCCAGAACGAUGACCUCGAGUACGUCGUCAACGACUACAAUGGUGACGUCGUUGAGUUUAAGGAAGACAACGACGCUCUUACUGAUAACCAUCCCUGCCGAAGCCUCGAGGUCGUAGACGACGACGACCUUGAUUCGGAGUGCUUGCAAGUGGAGAAGGGGAAGAGUUCUUAUGACUUCCACUACAACACAAGGCUUGUCAGGUCCACAAUUGUGCAUUUUCAGAUUUCAGCUUUUAAGCAGGGUGGAGUUAGAGCUGCUGGUGUGACUUUGGUUAUAUGGGAUGAUAGGAGAAUAUCUGAGCAUUUAAGAGACCUCUGUAGCAAGUUAGCCAUUUCUGUUAUUUAA